AUGGCUCGUAGACACGCAGUCGUUCAAGCUUUCAGUUUGACACAGAAUCUGAUCCGGAUGAAGAAGUUGCAACUCAGCGGCUACAGCAGGACAUCUCCAAAUGGGAUCUUACACAGUUUGGAAAAUGUGAGAUCAGACUCACAUGUGUCCAGCUCUGUGUCUCUGAAGAGUGACAGUUCAAAAGGUGUAUUACCACCAGGGUUCAGUGAGAGAAAAUCUGAUAAAAGGCUUCAGUAUGAGACAUUAGACUCAGACGUUCAGACUCGCAGGAAACACGAGAGUUUCAAAGAUCUGUGGAUCUUCCAGGAUCUCGAGAGCAAAAUAAUCACAUUUCUGAAGGAAGAGCUGGAAAAGUUUGAGAAAAUAUUACAAAAUGAGAACACACAAUACUUUGUGAAGGACUUUAAUGAGAAUAAAUGCAGUAUCAAAGCAGCAGCUCUUGAUCUCACACUACAUUACCUGAGAGAGAUGAAGCAAGAUGAAGCUGCUGAUGCUCUAGAAGAUGAGCUGCUCUUCAUUCAUCAGCUCAAAUGUGGUCUAAAGAAGAAGUAUCAAUGUGUGUUUGAAGGAAUUGCAAAGCAAGGUGACUCCACACUUCUGAAUAACAUCUACACAGAUCUCUAUAUCACUCAGGGUGGCAGUGAACAGGUCAAUACUGAACAUGAGGUCAGACAGAUUGAAGUUGCUUCCAGGUGUCAUGAAUCUGAAGAGAUACAGAUUGAAUGCAGAAAUUUGUUUGAAGCUCCUGAACAAGAAGAGGAGAUCCGAACUGUACUGACAAACGGAGUCGCUGGCAUCGGAAAAUCAGUCUCUGUGCAAAAAUUUGUUCUGGACUGGGCUGAAGGAAAAGAAAAUCAAGAUAUCAGAUUCAUAUUUCCUCUUCCAUUCAGAGAGAUGAACUUAAAGGAGAAAGAAAAACUAAGUUUGAUGGACCUUAUAACUCAGUUUUUCCCAGAGACAAAAGGACUGAACCUUACAAGAAGGAAUCAAUUCAAAGUCCUGUUCAUCCUUGAUGGAUUGGACGAAUGUCGCCUUCCUCUGAAGUUUGAUCGUAAUGAGACGUGGUGUGAUGUAUCGUCACCAGCCUCUCUGGAUGUUCUCCUAACGAACCUCAUGAAGGGAAAUCUGCUUCCUUCUGCUCUCAUCUGGAUCACCACCAGACCAGCAGCUGCCAGUAAGAUUCCUCCUGACUGUAUCGACCGGCUGACAGAGAUACGAGGAUUCAAUAACUCACAAAAGGAAGAGUACUUCAAGAAAAGAUUCACGGAUCAGAAUCAGGCCAACACAAUCAUUGAUCAUGUUAAACAAUCAAAGAGUCUCUUUAUCAUGUGCCACUGUUCUCCAGAACAUUCUGGAGGAGAAAAGAAAUAA
Molecule: messenger RNA, 1371 nt
Organism: Megalobrama amblycephala (Wuchang bream)
Lineage: Eukaryota; Metazoa; Chordata; Actinopteri; Cypriniformes; Xenocyprididae
Product: NLR family CARD domain-containing protein 3-like
Exons: 6
Coding region: 1-1371 (456 amino acids)
Source: RefSeq, a predicted model, not a curated record